AUGAUUGAGGAGGCUGCGGCCCACGGCCCUGUUGCCUCUGGACUUGGUCAGGACCUGCUGUGCCCAGGCUCCACGCUGGGCAUCGGGCACGCGGAAGGGAACUGGUGGAGGCCCCAGACCUGGGGCCACACCAUGCGAGCCUGUGAUGGAGUUUCUUCAUCUGUAAAAUGGGGGAGGGAACAACGCUUCUAUCACGACUGCCAGAGAUCAGGCGAAGAGCUGGUCCCACUCACCCCGGGCCCCAUCACCCAGAAAUCUGGACCUGUGAUCCGGACCGAGGGCAGGCGUGUGGGGACGAGCCAAGGCGUCCACAGCGUGCCUGCGCUUUCGGGGCACACCUGCUGCUUCGAGACGGAGGGCAGCUGGAGCCUGUCCUUCGCGGGUGCGGGUUUCCCGGGUCUCUACCACGUGGGCGUGACCCGCGGCGCCAGCCGCUUCUACGGCUCCUCGUCCGGGGCGCUCGACGCCGCCAGCAUCGCCUGCGGCAAGUCGGUCGACUUCUGCUGCUCCCACCUCCUCAUGCCCACUGAGAGCAUCGGGCAGCUCCUGCAAGAAAAACUGCCCGCCCACAUUCACAUCCUGGCCUCCCAGCGGCUGGGCAUCUCGCUGACCCGAUGGCCCGAUGCAGACUUCAUCGUCGCUGAGUUCGCCACCCGCAAUGAGGUCAUCCAGGCCUUGGUCUGCACCUUAUACUUCCCUUUCUACUGUGGGAUGAUUCCCCCCGAGUUCAGAGGGGAGCGCUACGUCGACGGCGCUCUGAGCAACAACUUGCCUUUUGUGGACUCCCCCUCCACCAUCACCGUGUCGCCCUUCCACGGGACAGUGGACAUCUGCCCCCAGAGCAGCUUGGCCAGCAUGCAUGAGUUGAACGCCUUCAAUGCCACCUUCCAGAUCUGCACCAAGAACUUCUUCCUGGGGGUCACCUCCCUCAUACCCUCCAGCCCCGAGGUAGUGGCCGACAACUGCAGACAAGGCUACCUGGAUGCCCUGAGGUUCCUGGAGGGACGCGGACUCACCAAGGAGCCAGUGCUGUGGACGUUGGUAUCUAAGGAGCCCCCAGCCCCAACUGAUGGGACCCAGGAUGCUGACAGUGACAGAGGCCAGAAGGCAGGCCUGUCUCUCAAGUGGGCAGUGCCCAAUGUGCUGGUCAGGGAUGUGCCCGACUUUGAGCAACUCUCCCGGGAGCGGGAGGCAGCGCUGAAGAAAGCUUGUCUGAGGGACCCCCGCACCUGGGCUUCCUUCUGCCAGGCGGGGCUGGGGUGGGCGCUGACGUACCUGCUGCUGCCUUGCACGCUGCCCUUUGAGCAUGUCUACUUCCAGAGCAGAAGGGCGGUGGCGUGGCCGCCCGACAUGCCGGCCGACCUGCGGUGGAUGCGGGGCUUGCUGAGGAACUUGGUCCUCAGAGUCUAUUCCAGGACAAAGGACCAGUUCCUCGGGCCGGCCAGCCUACUGGUCACCAGCCCCCUCCAGCCCGAGGCUGCUCCUCCCACGGACCUGGCCAGGGAGCCCAGCCCUGCCCGUCAGGCCUGA
Molecule: messenger RNA, 1530 nt
Organism: Balaenoptera musculus (blue whale)
Lineage: Eukaryota; Metazoa; Chordata; Mammalia; Artiodactyla; Balaenopteridae
Gene: PNPLA5
Product: patatin like phospholipase domain containing 5
Biological process (GO): triglyceride catabolic process; lipid homeostasis
Cellular component (GO): lipid droplet; cytoplasm; membrane
Molecular function (GO): triacylglycerol lipase activity
Source: RefSeq, a predicted model, not a curated record